AUGAUUUCUCGAAUGUCGGUUAGGACACACACCCAGUCGGACAAGCUAACGAAGCAGGACUCAGUGAACAUGCUAAAAAAUAUAAUCAAACUUGGGAUCAGUUUAGUCACCUAUUUACGAAAUGUAUUUGAAGAAAGUGCCUAUGAAGAAGUACACAUACAAGAAUUAAAAUUAAAAAGACUUUUACCCAUUAACCGAGAAGCACAUAUGAUAAUUAAUUGGCUUGAAAAAGGAGUAUUCGAAGCUAUAGAAAAAGAAUACUUACGAAUCCUAAUCCUAGAUAUAAAUGACAUAUAUGAUAACUCCAUCGAAUGUUAUAAAUUUAGUUUUUCCUACAAUGCUGUUAGGGCUGGUAAAAUUGGCAUCACUUUGGAGACGUCCCAAAGCAAUACCAAUAAUAAUGUAUGCACAAAGAGCCAAAUGGAAGAAAAAAAGAAAAUUUUUAACCGCAACAGGUUGAAUGAUAUAAAAGAGAGAUUGUUAAAUGGGCAUAAGACAAAAAAGGAAACAGCCUUAUGCUUUAAACAAGACGCAAAACAAAAGACCUAUGAAUUGCUAAGGUCGCUAGUAUUACUCACACAGACGUUAAAUCCUUUACCUGAGCGAACGUACCUCUCCAUGAAACUGCUUUACUAUGAUGAAAUCGUUCCGUACAAUUAUCAGCCCCCUUACUUUAGAAACCCAGACAAUAAGGAUCUACUAAAAUUUGUGAAUUUACCCAAGGAGGACUAUGUCGGAAGGGUUGAUACAGGUCAUCACUACCUUUCCAUUGUUGUCAAUUCUACUACCGCCAGUAAUGAAAAAAAGGCGCAUUCUUACAACUCCACCGAAGUGAAAAAUCAGGACAUGAACAAUGCAAAGCGUCGUCGGUAUGGAAAAAUGACAAAGGGGGGUUAUUACCAAUGUGAUGGACCAGGGGAUUAUACAAGGGGAGCGAAAAAUCAGUACAACCUUGACGCGGGUCUCCAUGGUAAUUCUCACUAUUACCAAAAUCAUGACAUUAAUAAGUACGCUGCUUAUCGAAGAGAAAACCGAUGCAAGCAGUCCAAGCACGAGCAAGAUAGAAAGGCCUUAUUAAAGAAACGACUAGUGAGAAGGAGAAGUAAAGGGAAGGGUAGGAAGCACUGCAUCGUCAUUGAUGAUAACGGUUUUGCAAAGGAGGAAGCAGGAGAUGAGGAUGAAGAAUAUGUAGAGGGGAAUAAUGGCACCAUCCCAGGUGGUGUUCAUAAUCGCACUGGAGACAAUCGUAACCGACUGAAGACUCGCUAUGAGGAAAAGCCAGACGCAGACUUUGAUUGCUCUGAUGAAUAUGAAGAUGAGGAAACGGAGGAAGACGUCUUCAACGAUGAAGAUGAUGGUGACUCCAGUAUUGAUUACGACACGAACGAGGAAUACUCCAGUUUGAGCGAUGGACGGUCGCGUAAACGAAGAAAAAGUAGUUAUAAAAAAAGUGGUAAAAAAAAGAAAAAAAACUUAUCGCCAUCUUCAUUGGAUAGUAGAAUGAAUGAUAAAAUUUCAGCCUCGUUAGUUAGAGUCAUCAAAUGCAGUAACGACCAAGACGAUAGUAGUAACUCGGAUAAUAACGACUGCUACAGCAAGAUAGGCAAAAUACUCUCCCAGACAAACAAGGAUGCAGAUGAACAUGAUUGUGUAAAGGUAGAGAAGCGAGAAAUAGAAGACGGUAAGAAGAAGAAGAAAAAAAAAAAUAAAUACUGCCUUAACAAUAAAAGCGAAUUUGUAAAUUCCUACUUUAGUUGUAACUCCUACCAAAGGAAAAUGGACAACAUGGCUACCCGCUUGUAUGAUAAUUCGUCUUCCAAUAAUGCCCCCAAUAGAAACCAAAAUGGAAAAGCUUCUAACGAACUAAAUAAGUCUUACGGAAUUCAAAAUAAUUCCAAGGCUAAUACCAGCCGUUUGUACUCUUACUACGAAGUGGACAAUGCAAAUGCAUAUCUGAACAAGGGUAGAAACAGGGAGCAAUACGAAAAUAGAAAAAAAUUUAUCAAAAGGCACAAAGAUAAGUCCCUGAUCAAAAUGAAAAGAAAAAAUAAAGACAAAUUAACGUACAAAAAUUUAAAAGACCAAAAAUCAAAGCACAAAAAAUUCAUGCUUAAAUAUAAAAAGAGGAUGCUUCACAAAAUAAGGCUGUACAUCAUUAGAUAUAAAAUUCUGAGCAAGAUAAAAAUCAGGCAGAAAUACCCCAGUGUGUCCAACUACGACAUUGACAAAGUUUUGCAUAAACUGGUUCACGAAAACAUCAUUCGCAGGGACGGAUACAAGUUUUAUAAGUUCGUUCAUGAUAGCAGCGAUGGGAAGGAGGGCUUGGAGAAGAAGCACGAGGGGGACCGAGGCCCAGCACAGGUGGAGAAGGUGGAACAGAUCCAGCAGACGGAACAGAUGCAACAGACGGAACAGAUGCAACAGACGGAACAGAUGCAACAGACAGAGCAGGUGAAUCAGACAGAGCAGGUGAAUCAGACAGAGCAGGUGAAUCAGACAGAGCAGGUGGAGCAGACGGAACAGAUGCAACAGACAGAGCACUCGAAUGAAGCACCCAAAGAGGAAUCCCGCAAAGAAGAUGACGCGGUUGUAGACCCGCUUGUAGACGCGGCUGUAGACCCGGUUGAUCGUCCGUCCGAUGACCCACCUAACGACCGCCCCGCGCAGCAGCAGCCAAAUGCAGAUGCGAAUUUCAUCGACAUGUCCAAAGAGGAUAGCGUGAAAAAUUCAGACACUGGAAACAGUUAUGAAAAUAGCAUGCUGAACAACAGUUCCCAACCCCAACAAAGUCAGGAAACCGUAGAGCAGAUAGACCAAUUGGAUGAAAAGAACAUGAAUCAAAUUAAUGAAGACAUACAAAAACUGUACAAUGAUGUGUACAAUUUGUGUGUUACCACGAAAUAUGUUAAUAAAGAAAUUAUUACAAAGGGACUUAACAUUUAUCCUUUGCUUGCCAAGCCCUUAAUAGAUAGACUUUUACGAGAGGGUGUUUUAAAAAAAAAGAUGGUCAAAAAUAAGGGUUACGAAAGUAACAUCUUUGUCCCCAUUGAAUGUACCUAUGUAGCUAAUAGGAGGGUGAACCAAGUGGGUGCCAAAUCCGAUGCACCUGCGGGGAAUUCCACCCUUGAGAAAAAUCUUGCACAGAAUCUUCCUAAGAAUCUUCCGGACGAGGACAAAAAAUGA
This is a messenger RNA of Plasmodium fragile, 3183 nucleotides long. RefSeq lists its product as uncharacterized. NCBI's taxonomy places the organism in Eukaryota, Apicomplexa, Aconoidasida, Haemosporida, Plasmodiidae. The record is from RefSeq and is a predicted model, not a curated record. Bases 1 to 3183 code for a protein of 1060 amino acids. The transcript has a single exon.